AUGAUACAUUUACGGGGAUUUAUGAAUGAUCGGUGUACUUUCCGAUUCCCUAGCACGGUUAUAAAGAUCCAGUUCACAUCUUUGUACCAUAAAGAGGAAGUAAAAGAGGAAGCCUCGUCGCCUCCCCUUCGGCCACUUUACCCUCAAAUAUCGCCUCUGAAGAUCCACAUCCCGGAGCCGGAUCUCCGGAGCGUGGUCAGUCCCCUCCCGUCCCCCACAGGCACUAUCAGUGUUCCCAACUCUUGCCCGGCCAGUCCACGUGGUGCUGGAUCCUCAGGAUAUCGUUUUGUUCACAACAUUACCUCGGAUCUGCAGCUGGCAGCAGAGUAUGCCGCAAAAGCAGCAUCAGAACAGCAGGCAGAUGCAUCUGGCGGGGACAGCCCAAAGGAUGAGUCCAAGCCACCCUAUUCUUAUGCUCAGCUAAUUGUGCAGGCUAUAUCUUCAGCACAGGACAGGCAAUUAACACUAAGUGGGAUCUAUGCCCACAUUACCAAGCAUUAUCCAUAUUACAGAACUGCUGACAAAGGCUGGCAGAAUUCCAUUCGGCACAACCUCUCCUUGAACCGUUACUUUAUUAAAGUCCCACGCUCCCAGGAGGAGCCUGGAAAGGGCUCCUUUUGGCGAAUUGACCCUGCCUCUGAAGCCAAACUAGUAGAGCAAGCAUUUAGAAAACGAAGGCAAAGAGGAGUGUCCUGCUUCCGAACACCUUUUGGGCCUCUCUCCUCCAGGAGUGCUCCUGCCUCCCCUACUCACCCUGGCCUGCUGUCCCCUCACUCUAGUGGCCUACAGACUCCAGAGUGCCUGUCACGGGAGGGCUCACCCAUUCCACAUGAUCACGACUUUGGGUCAAAGUUAGCCUCAGUUCCAGAGUAUCGGUAUUCACAGAGUGCACCUGGAUCUCCAGUCAGUGCCCAGCCAGUGAUUAUGGCUGUUCCUCCCCGACCGUCUGCUCUGGUGGCAAAACCGGUUGCGUACAUGCCAGCAUCAAUAGUGACUUCUCAACAGCCUUCAUGUCAUGCAAUUCACGUAGUUCAGCAAGCUCCCACUGUUACAAUGGUCCGAGUUGUGACCUCCUCUGCAAACUCUGCAAACGGAUACAUCCUUACGAACCAGGGCACAGCAGGAGGAGCUCAUGAAGCUGCAGGAGCAGUGUUGGAUUUAGCUGGUGACCACCGAGGCAUGGAUGAAAAGCCAACGAUCGCAUUUGCCACAAUACCUACAGCCAGCCGUGUUAUUCAGACAGUCGCCAGUCAAAUGGCACAGGGUGUUCCAGGACAGACAGUCACGAUCCUUCAGCAGGCAGCUCCAGUGACCAUUGGACAGCAUCAGCUCCCCGUGCGGGCAGUCACUCAGAACGGGAAACAUGCCGUGCCCACCAACAGCAUCACUGGCAGCGCUUAUGCUCUUACAAAUCCAUUGCAGCUCCUUGCAGCCCAGGCCAGCUCGUCCACUCCUGUUGUAGUCAGCCGGGUAUGUGAGACGGGGACCGAAGAGACAGCAGCAGCCUCUUCCAGUGAACCUGAAGUCAAAAGACCCCGGAUAGAAGAGUCCAGUGGAGCGGUUCCAGCCCAAACUGGAGUCAUCACGUCUACAAUGCCACAAGGACAGGCAACCAGUGAAUGAAGAACCAGUGGGAGGAGCUGGAGUGAUGCGGGGUGGGCAUGGGAUGGCAGGAGUCCUAAAGCAGUUUUCAAAGAAAACAAACCACAACUGUAACAGCUCAAAACGUAGUGGAUGAAGAGCUCUUUUUAAAGUCAGAUUUUUAAAAGGGAGGUCAACCGCUGUUAGAAUCACAAGGUGCCAAAAAGAAUGGAAAAUCCCUCCCAAGAACCCAUACCUGGAACUCUGUUGUGUCUUUACCUAUGGGAUAUUUUUUCCUUUUUUUUUUUUUUUUUUUUUUUAAAAAAAAGGUUCAAAAAAAUACAGACAACUGAUUGUAUGACUGCUGGGAUAUUUUUAACUGUCUCUUCCCCUUUUGGCUCCAAGGGGAUGAGAUUUGCAGUUCAGCAUCUAAAGGAAUGUAACACAAAUACAGUCUGCUCCCUGGAAA
Messenger RNA from Charadrius vociferus (killdeer), 2050 nucleotides. RefSeq names its product forkhead box K1 (gene FOXK1). The record is from RefSeq and is a predicted model, not a curated record. Gene Ontology annotation, biological process: regulation of transcription by RNA polymerase II. Gene Ontology annotation, molecular function: DNA-binding transcription factor activity, RNA polymerase II-specific; RNA polymerase II cis-regulatory region sequence-specific DNA binding. The transcript has 9 exons. Lineage: Eukaryota; Metazoa; Chordata; Aves; Charadriiformes; Charadriidae. Bases 1 to 1623 code for a protein of 540 amino acids.